This is a messenger RNA of Bufo gargarizans (Asiatic toad), 1928 nucleotides long. RefSeq names its product A-kinase anchor protein 8-like. Bases 145 to 1755 code for a protein of 536 amino acids. Lineage: Eukaryota; Metazoa; Chordata; Amphibia; Anura; Bufonidae. The transcript has 20 exons. The record is from RefSeq and is a predicted model, not a curated record. Gene Ontology annotation, cellular component: DBIRD complex; nucleus. Gene Ontology annotation, molecular function: DNA binding. Gene Ontology annotation, biological process: regulation of DNA-templated transcription elongation.
UCGCAUUCAUCAGAGACUGUCCUAUCGGAACGGACUUUUACUCGGCGAUCUGCGCAUGCGUGGUGUCCAGUUGAUGAAACGGAGUGGGUCGGAUUCAUCGAGCUAUAGAAACCGGUCUCCGAGGUUUUAAUUUCCUUGUCCACAAUGAGCUACCCAAGAAACUACAGAAAUAUGUCAGGCCCCAGAAUGUUUUCAGGACCUAGGAUGGGGGCUCCUUAUUUUCCAACUUAUAACAGAUCUCGUGUGCAUCAGGACUUUGAGUUUGCAGAGAAUCCAGAUUUGCGUGGAAAUAACUUUUGGGUAGGACCGGUAGCUUCAAAGGAUACUAUGCGGAAAGUAUUUCAACAUGGAAAACAGAGGAGGAACAAAAACAAGCCUUUCGUACCCAAUCAGUUACCUAAAGUGGUGGAAAAAGAGCCAGUUGCACCUAAAAAUCCAGAGAAGAAGACAAUAGAAAACCCAAAAGAUGCGACUAAUAAUCCCCAGAACCAUGAAGCUAUCGGUCAACCACAGAAUUCAGGAGCACCGGGUGCAGCUAAAAAGCCAAGGCCGAGGAAGAUGAACACCUUCCGUAGAAGAGGAAAAAAAUCAAGAGCUGUGGCUUAUUAUCCACAGAACCAUGAAGCCACCAGUCAACCACAGAAUUCAGCAGAUGCAGCAGGGAAACCACAGCAGCCGAUGCCGAAAGAUGUCAGUGUGACACCUGAAGAUACAGCUACGAACUCGCUGCAGCCAAACCCACCAUGUGUCAACCAACCAGAAAAUGCAGAUGAUGAUCAACAGAGCAAGACGAACACUCAGAAUGGAGACAACAAGAAACGUGACGCUGCGGAGAUGACCAGAGAUGCUGAUUUGCCAAGUCAACCACACAAGAAAUUGAAGACAGAUGAGAACGGCCCUCCUGCAGAGCAGGUUGACCUUGUAAAUAAGUAUGGAUUGCGAGGUGAUACCAGUGCAAUGUACUCCUGUGGCUUGUGUCGGUAUCAUACCCUGGACGAGAAGCUAAUCCAGAUACAUUUCUUAACCUAUAAGCACAAAAUGGUGCUGAAGCAUCUGCGGAACCACCUCCCGAAAAACAGAGUGAACUUCCUUAAUGGACAACUUAUAUCGAAGAUGAAAACGUCCUUGGGACAAAAGAGCAACAACGUGAAUCUCGUCAGAAACGUAUUUACACAAAUAAGUCCAACACAUUAUCUGCAUCGUAUUGAAGCCACGCAUUGUGAGGUAUGCGGUAUUCUCAUUCCAGAUGACCCAGAUCUCCUACCAGCACACAUACAAUCACUCGACCACAAGCAGAAUCUCCAGGUUAAAUUGGAGAACAUUAAGACCAACAGCGUUACGACAGCAAAGGAGCUUCUGCAGGAUUUUGAAAGGCAAAAACAAUCCAAAAUGGGACCGCAUUCCUCUAAGGACAAAGCGACCUCUUCAGCACAGGGUCACUAUUCCUCCAGGUACAGAGCGGCCUCUUCAUCACAGGGUCACUAUUCCUCUAAGUACAGAGCGGCCUCUUCAUCACAGACUCCAUCUAAUGCCAUAGCGGUCAGUUCAUCGAAGGUGAGCAGCACACUUGAAAUCCUGGUCCCUGAAGAAGAUGAUGAUGCUGAAUCCAAUGGUCAAGAGUUCCCUGUUAUAUACAAUGAAGGUCCUGUUGAUGCGAAUAAAGACUGUGAUAAUAUGGUGUUUGAACCUGAUCCCAUGACUGAUGGGAACGUUAAAGAUGAUGAAACGGAGGAGGAGGCGGCUGAGGCCCCAUGAUGUCACUUACUGUCUCUCAAUAUGGAACAUAAGUUUGUAACUUCUACAGAUUCUAAUUCAUUUUUAGGUGUCUUGUUUGAUUAGAUGAAAUGUUGGUUGCUUCAUUAUGUUUCUUUAUGCUUUUAUUUAUUUUUAAACAUCUGAGCCGUAAAUACAAGUGGUUGUAUAGAGAA